This is a messenger RNA of Volvox carteri f. nagariensis, 1467 nucleotides long. RefSeq lists its product as uncharacterized. The transcript is spliced from 2 exons. The record is from RefSeq and is a predicted model, not a curated record. The coding region runs from base 1 to 1467 and encodes 488 amino acids. NCBI's taxonomy places the organism in Eukaryota, Viridiplantae, Chlorophyta, Chlorophyceae, Chlamydomonadales, Volvocaceae.
AUGGCUUCUGGAUUCGGUGCCGCCCAGUCGUACUGGGAAUCCUUAUCGGCGCGAGGCCCAAGUGGAGUCACUGAUGACUACUUAUUCAAGACACUUGUCUCAAUCGGUAUCUUUCGAUGCCCCCAUUAUGUGGUUGUGUCGUCUGAAGACUACAACAAAUCUGGUAUCGAGACGGGUUCCUUACGGACCAGUCUCAUCUCCGCUUCCGCACUCUUUCUUUCAUUUGGCACUAGUAUGAACUUCCCUAGUGAAGAGGUUACAUCGGCUGAUUCGGAAGAUUUCGGCCCCUUGGCGACUUUCGCUGCUGACCUCGGCAAUGCGGUGAUGGCUGCCGCCGCAUCCGCGGUGCCUCCUGUAGCACAGGAUCCCACACCUAUCGCCGCUGUUCCGCCACCGCCGAUGCUUGUAGCCUCCUCCGCACACGGCGCUGGCGGCGCAGAAAGGGCUCCCACGGCUGCUGCAUCCUUACCGGUGCAGGACGUCGAGGUACUUAGACUUUCCGUCCCAGUACCUAGGUUGAAUUUUUCUACCGACCCUCGAACUCGUGAUUUAGGUCGUGCUACGGCGGUUAGUACGCGUGCAUUCGUUAGGGAUGUUAAGCAGUAUCUCCAGCUGGUUCGAGGUGGUGAUCGGGAGCCGGUUCGUUGCCUGUUCAUCGCCAACGCUUUGGACGGUGCCGCCAAAGCCUGGUAUGAUCAGUGGUCAACGGCACGGAUUUCGUUCACUUCGGACGAGCUGUUUACUGCGUUACUUGCCCGUUUUGCUCCUGAAGUCGUGCCCCGCGACGUGGAGGCUCGUUCCGUUCUUGCGAGUGGUACGUACCGUAUGCGCCCUGGCGAGAACGUCUCUUCCUACCAGUCGCGUUUCGAGGCACUUAUUACGCCUAUUGCGGACUUCACAGAAGGAGAAAGAAUUUUCUGGUUUCAACGCGGACUAUCUGAAGAACUCAUAGGCGAAUGCGCUACCGACCUUUUAGGAAUGCCGUUUUCCUCUUACAACCACCUUUACCGUUUUGCUUUGGGCGUGGAAAUGCGCCACCAUGCCCGAAAGCAAGUUCCUCGUUCUGCUCCCCGUGCUAAUGCCCUCUUUUCGCAGGCCCCGGGGCUGGACCCGGUUGGCGCCCCUGCUGAGGCGCCGGCACCCGAUCCUCGCGCUGCUGUCGCUGUCGGGGGUCCUGAGCGCAGAGAGGGUGGCACAGUUGCCGGCCCGGGUGCCGGUAAGCCGAGGGGGGGUCCCCGGGAACAGCGCCGGUGGCAGCAAAAAGGUCCUAGAAGUAAUCAGGGUCCUUCCGAGGCCGGGCCUAGUCAGCCGAUGGGACAGAAACGCAAACGUGACGACGACCAGUGGCUAGAGAAGUAUUGCUGCACUAAGGCAGAGCUGGAGGAGCGCAGGAAGAGGAAUAAGUGCAUGCGUUGUGGGGAUGGCCAUUCGACGGGGGUUUGCCCGUUGUGGCCCAAGAAGAAGUAG